Messenger RNA from Colletotrichum spaethianum, 1098 nucleotides. RefSeq lists its product as uncharacterized. The record is from RefSeq and is a predicted model, not a curated record. Gene Ontology annotation, biological process: nucleoside metabolic process. The transcript has a single exon. NCBI's taxonomy places the organism in Eukaryota, Fungi, Ascomycota, Sordariomycetes, Glomerellales, Glomerellaceae. Bases 1 to 1098 code for a protein of 365 amino acids. Gene Ontology annotation, molecular function: catalytic activity.
AUGUCCAGCUACCCUCGACCACGCCGGUUCGAAGACUUCCGCAUCGCCAUAAUAUGCGCACUGCCUCGCGAAUACGAUGCCGCCAUCCUGGCUUUCGAUGAGAUCUGGAACGAUGAUGGAAAUGGGUACGAACCUGCGCUCAGGCAACACAGCAAUCACAUGCUGGGGCGGAUUGGAGUCCAUAAUGUUGUUCUCGUCCUUCUCCCGAACAUGGGAAAGGUCAGCGCGGCAAACGAAACAGCUCGUCUCCAGUCCACUUAUGCUGGCCUCGAGCUGGCUAUCUUGACUGGCAUCUGCGGUGGAGUGCCUAGUCCUGGGACCGAGAAAGAGGUUCUGCUUGGGGACGUAGUCAUCAGUGAGAGUAUCGUGCAAUAUGAUCUGGGCCGACAGUACCCCAGUAAGUUUAGCAGGAAAGACACAGUCGAUGACAAUCUCGGCCGACCGAACAAAAACAUUCGUAUUCUACUUACCGUCCUGGAGACGCAGCUUGGCCUGAACGAAAUGCAGCGCGAACUCAACCAAGGCCUCGCUCAAAUUCGGCAAAAAGCCAUUGACGCAAAAUACCGGUGCUGCUAUGACCGUCCUGCGGCCGAAGAAGACAUGCUCUUUGAGCCAGACUAUCCUCACAAACAUCGGAACCAGUCAUACUGUGGCUGUGGCGUGUCUACUACCUGCGAUGAAGCGAUUAGUGCUUCUUGCGAGGAUCUUCAGUGUGAUCAUAGACGCCAAGUGUUCAGGAAACGACUCGAGUCUAAGAGAAAGCGAGAAUUGGGGGAGGAAGGGGGCAUCGCCAACAUACACGAAUCUCGGAUACACAUUGGAUGUAUAGGCUCAGGUGAUACGGUGAUGAAAUCUGGCGAACAUCGGGACCGGGUUGCUGCAGAGCAUGGCAUUGUGGCCUUCGAGAUGGAGAGCGCGGGGGUUUGGGAUGAGUUUCCAUGCAUCAUCGUCAAGGGUGUAUGUGACUACGCCGACAGUCACAAGCACAAGAAGUGGCAAAACUUCGCCGCUGCAACGGCUGCCUCGGCAACGAAGGCGCUCCUUCAGCGCUACCCCAGAGAGAAGAAAUUUAGGGUCAUCAGUGCAGGCUGUAAGUAA